AUUGGACCAAAAUCGAAACUAUAUAUGUUAAGUAUUUUAAUUUACCAUCAGCUUUGCGGCUCGUUAAGCAUAGUGAUGAACUUUCUGUCCCAGUUCCACCUGAAUCUUAUUCUUUGGAUGAAAAAGUCGAAUCCACCGAGUCUGAAAGUGAUGUUACAGAAAGCGUAAAAAUUUCCGAUCC
Molecule: messenger RNA, 181 nt
Organism: Acanthoscelides obtectus
Lineage: Eukaryota; Metazoa; Arthropoda; Insecta; Coleoptera; Chrysomelidae
Source: the annotation of a GenBank genome assembly